Messenger RNA from Nylanderia fulva, 2629 nucleotides. Lineage: Eukaryota; Metazoa; Arthropoda; Insecta; Hymenoptera; Formicidae. The record is from RefSeq and is a predicted model, not a curated record.
GAAGAGGGAAUGGCUACUACAACCCAGCUCUCCAUCCCCACCAGAAAGCCGAACAUCUGAGCGUCCCUGGAAGCAGCUCGGCGGGCGCAGUCAUUAUUGCGCCAGUCUGACACCCGCCAGCGAUCUUCCUCGUCGCGUUCGUGCCGACUUGUCCGGAUCUUGUUCCGCACUUCUUGGUCCCAACGCGGUACCAACGCGACCAACAACAACAUCGCGCGCGUGUGCGAGAGGAGAACGGCCUCGUGGUCAACUUCGCGAGCGCGCUGACUUCCAUCCUGUGUCGCGGUAUACGCCGGCGUGUAUACGAUGAGACUCUUCUCGGGGAACGAGGAAAAUGUGACGUGAGAGACUGACCUUCGGCGGGUCCUUCGACGAAGUGCGAGACGCAGUCAGUACUAACGCGUGGGUCAUCCUGAGGAGUCCUGAUCGUCGAGCGAUGAGGAGGUUCCUGUCGACGGCAGCGGUCCGCUGCUGGCUCCUGGUGGCGCUCGGUGUCGCCCAGGUCGCCGGGCAAUUAUUGGACGGGGAGUUCCAGCCGACGGUGACGGCGACGUGCAAGGGCGGCUACAUGACGAUACGCGUGAAUCUCAAUCAGAGUUUCGUAGGCGCAGUCCACGCUCGGGAUCAUCGAACCCCGCAGUGCAUGGUAUCCGGCAACGGCACCACGCACGCCACUCUGGGCAUCAACCUGUACGCGUCGCAGGACAGUCCGGAGUACUGCGGAGUCCUCGUGAACAACCACACGGAAGAACGUUCCAUUCCCAUUGCUGUUAGAAUACAUAAAACUCUGGAGCUGGCGGAUGACAAGUUUUAUGUCAUAACGUGCGGAAAAGCGGGCUUCAAAAAUGCCAAAAAUGAAACUUCGCUGGUGUCCUUGCGCCUUCUGGACGAAGGUGUCAGAGUACAAGAAGCUAUAUACGGUCACAACUACACUUUGCGAGCCGAGAUUUCACGCCCAGACGGAAUGUAUGGGAUUCGAGUCAAGAACUGCUUCGCAUUCAACAAGCUCAAUUCCAGUGUGCAGCUUAUAGACGAAAAGGGUAACUGUCCUGUGAAAGUUCGAAUGACGAAAUUCAUAUACGAUCGAAGCAGCGGUACGGCGGAUGCCACAUUGUUCUCGAUGUUCCGGUUUGCCGACAGUUCAGAGGUGCAUUUCCAAUGCGACAUCGCCGUGUGCAGAGGAAGCUGCGGUACUCCUGUAUGCGAAGGAGACAAAGAGGACCUAAUAAAGGGUGGCUCCUCCACUGGACAAAAUGUUAAUGGCGAAGAAGGAGUGCUACUUGCUGGAACAAGCGUUUUUGUUCUCCAACCAGGCGAAAAACGAGUUGUACAAACAUUGUACGAUGACGGCAGCGUGCACCCGCUCUGGCUUCUGUGGUUGGCGGUGGCGCUCGGGAUAUUAUUCCUCAUCAUGCUCAUCAUCAACAUAUUCCUAUGUUCGGCAAUGACCUGCAGCUGCACCCGCACCGACAUCAUCGAGAAGGAGCCGUCAAUCAUCGAGGAUUAUGAUCCGUACCGCAGCUGGCACGGCUCUCAAUACGGGUCGAGGUAUUCGUUAAACGGAAAGCAAGGCUACGCCUCCGGAGGAUCUACCAUGAAUUCCACGAGGUCGAUAUCGACGAACAGCGAUCACUACGCGAUAGUGCAUUCUCGGCCAGGAAGCAGAUACUCCGGUCCUGGACAAAAGCAUCAUCAUCAUCACAGAGGACCGCCGUCCAACAUCGGUUCGCACUACUCCGGGAAGUGACGUUUCCGUUUAGCUUCAUUUAUCAAAAAAAUUAUAGAACUCCAUUGUCUUCAUUAACGUUACUUUAAUUAAACACGAAGUUUACGCGCCGCUAGUGGCAUUAUUCCAACACGCACGAAUGACAAGAAUUCAAUUUAAACGUAAAAUAUCAAGAGAGAAACAAUUUUUAAAUCAUUUUUAUACUCUUUAGCAUUCGGUCGUAUCGAACGAUAUAUUAGCACCUUCUUGAUCAUUUGAUAGAUAGAUGUAAGUCGCCGAUUAUCAUAUUUACUGCGAUAAAUUAUAAAAAUUGGAAAAUUGUUAUAACAUAAAUAAUCGGUUAUUUAAAAAAUUGGCAUAGUACAUAAUAGUCUGUCCAUGAUUGAUAAAGCAUAUAAAUUUCAUGUAACGCAACAUAAUACAAAUAAUACGUCAAGAGAGUGUUAAUAUAUAGAUAUCUAGCGUGUAUGUGAGAUGAAUGCUAAUUUUCAUAUCUUGCGACAAUCUGAAAUUUUCCAUCUAUAAAAAAUGAAUAUAAUUAUAAAACACAGAUAUAUCUUUUCGAUUUCUUUACAAGAAAAUUCUUAUUUUUUUUUACUCUUGCACUUGUUAAUAGAAUCAAUGACAAUAAGCAAUCGGAACAUGUAAUCGAAAAAUGUGGAUCAAAUAUAUUAAUGAGAUAAAUUUUUCUACGGAUAAGCGCGAUAUAAAAUUAUCUACACAUCGGUAUUUUUAUAUUUAGCAUCAUUCGUGAAAUAAUUCUCGACUGCGUAUAUGUAUCAUAAUAUAUAUAAUAGUCAUAAGCAUAGAAACUAGCAUUUACAAAACUGCGCAAUAUUGAUCCUAAUUAAGAGAUAUACUAGUUAAAUGCUUUUUGUACAUAAAUUCAUUAAUCUAAAAAUA